Molecule: messenger RNA, 813 nt
Organism: Fusarium poae
Lineage: Eukaryota; Fungi; Ascomycota; Sordariomycetes; Hypocreales; Nectriaceae
Gene: PUP1
Product: proteasome core particle subunit beta 2
Exons: 2
Coding region: 1-813 (270 amino acids)
Cellular component (GO): proteasome core complex
Molecular function (GO): threonine-type endopeptidase activity
Source: RefSeq, a predicted model, not a curated record
AUGCCUGGCUUCGACUUCUCCAACUACAACCGCAAUGCGGCUCUCCACGCUCGAGGUGUGCCUCUCCCCAAGGCCACCAGCACCGGAACAACUAUCGUGGGAUGUAUAUUCGAUGGUGGUGUUGUGAUUGCCGCCGAUACUCGAGCCACAUCCGGUCCCAUCGUUGCCGACAAGAACUGUGAGAAGCUUCACUACAUUUCCCCCCAGAUUUGGUGCGCUGGUGCCGGUACAGCCGCCGAUACUGAGUUCACCACCGCCCUCAUCUCUUCCCAGCUCGAGCUGCACUCCCUAUCCACAGGCCGCAAGCCCCGUGUCGUCACCUGCAUGACCCUCCUGAAGCAACACCUUUUCCGCUACCAGGGUCACAUCGGUGCCUACCUUGUCGUUGCUGGUGUCGACCCUACUGGCACUCACCUCUUCACCGUCCAUGCUCACGGUAGCACGGACAAGCUUCCUUAUGUCACUAUGGGAAGUGGCAGCUUGGCAGCCAUGAGUGUGUUCGAGACGCAGUGGAAGCCUGACCUCAAUCAGGAGGAGGCUGUCAAACUGGCCAGCGAUGCGAUCUUGGCUGGUGUAUGGAACGAUUUGGGCUCCGGUUCCAACGUCGACGUCGCUAUCAUCACCGGCGACAAGACAACACUUAAGAGAAACUACAUUACGCCUAACCAGAAGGAGCCUAAGCUUCAGAGUUACCGAUUCCCCAAGGGCACGACAGCAGUACUGAACGAGAAAAUUAUCAAGAAGGAGGAGAUCAAGCGAUACAUUACCGUGGAAGACGUGCCUGUCCCGGAAAAGAUGGAUGUUGACACUUAG